AUGAAGUGGGCUUGGAAGAUAGUGGUAGAUAACUCAAGCCUCUGGAGUCGACUGGUAGAAGCAAAGUACCUAAAGAAUCGGUGUGUUUUAGAUGUGGCACCUAAAAACUCCGACUCAAUUCUUUGGAAAAGCAUCCUAAAUGUCAGAAGCCACAUCUCAAAGGGCAUUUGCAGGAAAAUAGGGGAUGGGAAGGCAACCUCUAUUUGGUUCCACCCUUGGGUUCCCAAUGGCACUCUCCAACCCCAACCUCGAGCGGAGGCCGCGGGUAACGUCAGUCUUGUCAGCAACUUCAUAUCGGCCAACCACUGGGAUGAGGAUAUGGUAAGGCGUUGGUUCAACAGUGAUGAUGUUAAAAGAAUACUCAACAUCACACUGCCUCUGGAACCAACAAAGGAUUCUUGGAUUUGGAGUCCUGAAGAUAAUGGGAAAUUCAGUAUCAAGUCAGCUUACAGAGUAGUUAAGAACAUGGGGGUGAUGAGUGUGGAUGAUUCUAAAUGGAGGAUAAUCUGGGGGGCCAAAAUCCACAAUAGACUAAAGAUGUUUUGGUGGAAGAUAUUAGCUAACUACCUACUCACCCGUAGUAAACUAAGCUCUCUGUUCAAAGUGGAUGAUCCAAAUUGUCCCCUGUGCGGCAUUAAGGUGGAAGACACAAUCCAUCUAUUUUGGUCAUGUCAAUUCGCAAGAGCAGUUUGGUUUGGAAGUCUUUGGCACCUCAGAACUGAGAACUACUCUCCCACUAACUGGGACUCUUGGUUACUGCUUUUCAAGGAGGAGCAAAACCGUCCUUUGGGACUAAGCUUCAGCAUGUUCUUAAAAGGGGCGGCAAUAAUUUUCGAGCGCAUUUGGAAGGAAAGGAAUAACAUUAUUCACGGCGUUCACCCCUCUCCAAUCUCUACAGUGAUAAGGAUAAUUGAUAAGAGGCUGCAGGAAGCUGUGGUUCACCAUGAAACAUACCCAAUUCCUCAGCCACAAUGGCUUUCCCCACCGCCGGGAUGGGUUAAGUGCAGCACAGAUGUAGCCAUCGACAACAACUCUUCCGCUGGUGCUGCAAUUUUCUGGAACGAGGAAGAUGAAAUCAUUGGUUUGUUUACAAUCAAACUCAAUUACUGUGACUCUCUUGCAGGUGAAAUUGCAGCUCUCGCCUAUGGGGCGGAAGUGGCUGCUACUCUCCACUGUAGCAAAGUAAUUUUCCACAGCGACUCCGUGAACGCAAUCACUGCCGUUCGAUUUGCAAAUAACAAGAUCCAGGCUCUGCAUCAUAACAUACAAGACGUGGUUCGAAUGUUCAAAAGAUCAUCUGCUGCUUUGAGUCUUUGGGAAGCUCUUUGGAUUCCAAGAGGACUCAAUGGUGUUGCCCACUGUGUGGCUAGAUGGGCGAUUAAUUCCCAACAGUUUGGGUGUAUUAAUCUCACCGAUUUUGACGGUUCCCUGCUAACUGGUUAA
Messenger RNA from Cannabis sativa, 1443 nucleotides. RefSeq lists its product as uncharacterized. Lineage: Eukaryota; Viridiplantae; Streptophyta; Magnoliopsida; Rosales; Cannabaceae. The record is from RefSeq and is a predicted model, not a curated record. Bases 1 to 1443 code for a protein of 480 amino acids. The transcript has a single exon. Gene Ontology annotation, molecular function: nucleic acid binding; RNA-DNA hybrid ribonuclease activity.